UUCAGUGUAUGAAUACCUCGUCUGUUCGAACACACCGCUGAGUUGUAACAGCCAACCAAUUCAGUCGAUCCUCGCACGUUUGUUGUGUUGCACGUGCAUUGUCACUCAAGUACACCAUCGAUUUUCAAAACGUUGUUCAUACUCCUAUAAUAUUAAAUAGCAAGGUUGAACUGUGGAACAAAAAAUUCAGAUUAUAUCUAAAUAUCAAAAACAACAGGAUAUGGCGGAACAAAUGGACAAUUUUAAAUGGGUGAUUUCAAUUAUAAUCGAAAUCUUAGUAUUAACAAUUAAGUGCUUAUUCUACAUGGCAGAAUCUGUCUAUCGUAUAAUAAUUCCAAUGCCAGAAAAGUCAAUAUCCGAAGAUAUCGUAUUGAUUACAGGUACAGGACACGGCAUUGGAAAAGCAUUAGCUUUACAACUUUCUCAAUUGUGUGCGAAAGUUGUAUGUGUUGAUAUAAACGAAAAAUCAAAUAUUGAAACCGUUAAUGAAAUCAACUCUAAAUUUAAAAACAAAGCAUACGCUUACACGUGUGAUAUUUCAUCAUUAGAAAACGUAAAACAACUUGGUGAAAAAGUUAAAAAUGAAGUAGGAACCGUUACAAUAUUAAUCAACAAUGCAGGGAUAAUGCCAUGUAAACCUUUUAACGAACAAGAUGAAGCAACCAUUAGAAAAUUAUUCGACAUAAAUGUGUUUGCUCACUUUUGGGUGCUAGAUACGUUUUUACCCGGAAUGAUUUCGUUAAAUAGAGGACAUGUAGUUGCAUUAUCAUCAAUGGCUGGAGUAAUUGGUGUGAGCAAUUUAGUGCCUUAUUGUGCAUCGAAAUUUGCCGUGAGGGGAAUCUGUGAGGCAUUGUUGGAUGAGUGUAGAGAAAAUGGAUUUACAAAUAUCAAAGGCACAUGUGUCUAUCCUUACAUAGUAGAUACUGGUUUAUGCAAAAAACCUUUAAUUCGUUUUCCAAGUUUGUUACCAAUUGUUACGCCAGAGUCUGCAGCUAAAGAGAUAAUAAGCGCAAUGAGAAGAGACUGUUUAGAAAUUUCUAUACCAAGUCCAUUAUUACGUAUAAAUAAUAUAUUCAGGUGUGUACCAUAUAAAAUGGCAUUGGAUUUCAAAUCUUUUUUAGGAGGUGGAGUGGAUGCACAUGAUGAUUAACACUUUAAAAUAUGAUGAAUACCCUGAACGUUUUUAUAUUAAUAUAUUUUUAAUUUUAAAUUAAAAGUUUAAGAGUCAUAAUAGUUUUAGUCUUCUCGAUUUUCAUUUUUUUAUGAUAAAGAGUACACAAUUAAUGAUAGUACUAUAGAAUAAUUAAUUUGAUUUAAUUUGUAAUUAUUUAUGUUAUUUAUUUAACAAAAAUCGGUGAAAAUUUGAA
Messenger RNA from Daktulosphaira vitifoliae (grape phylloxera), 1367 nucleotides. Its product is annotated as short-chain dehydrogenase/reductase family 16C member 6-like. Gene Ontology annotation, cellular component: lipid droplet. The transcript has 9 exons. Gene Ontology annotation, molecular function: oxidoreductase activity, acting on the CH-OH group of donors, NAD or NADP as acceptor. NCBI's taxonomy places the organism in Eukaryota, Metazoa, Arthropoda, Insecta, Hemiptera, Phylloxeridae. Bases 221 to 1150 code for a protein of 309 amino acids. The record is from RefSeq and is a predicted model, not a curated record.